AAAAAAAAAAAACGAAACUCAACGAAAACGCACGCCAGCGACGUGAGAGGGGCACACUUGGACCCUAUGGUCUUCUCCUUCCUUUCGGAUUUCGAAUUAGGGCUAGGGUUUCAAAUUCCCUCUCCGAUCGAUGCCCAUUCAAUUUCCAUGUGACGUAAUUCGUCCUAAAUUGUCCAAGUUUUGAGAAAACUCUGUAUCCAAUCUCGAUCCGAAUCGGAUCGAGACACUUCUAGGGGUUUCGAUGGCGGCGAGCGAGGCUCUGUCGAUUAUACCUGCUGGAGUUAUUCGGAAUCUCGCCGAUAAGCUCUACGAGAAGCGGAAGAAUGCAGCGCUCGAGAUCGAGGGGAUAGUGAAGCAGCUGGCUCAAGCGGGAGAGCACGAUAAGAUUUCUUCUGUGAUUAGUUUGUUGACUAAUGAAUUCACCUACUCGCCGCAAGCUAAUCAGAGAAAGGGUGGAUUAAUUGGACUUGCUGCAGCUACCGUUGGUUUAACAACUGAAGCUGCCCAACAUCUUGAGCAAAUUGUACCGCCAGUACUCAAUUCGUUUCUUGACCAAGAUGGCAGAGUUCGGUAUUAUGCUUGUGAAGCAUUGUAUAACAUAGCAAAGGUUGUCAGGGGAGAUUUUAUUGUGUACUUUAAUCAGAUAUUUGAUGCACUUUGUAAGCUUUCUGCUGAUUCAGACCCCAGUGUGCAGAGUGCUGCACAUUUGUUGGACCGUCUUGUGAAGGAUAUUGUAACAGAGAGCGACCAAUUCAGCAUAGAAGAGUUUAUACCACUUUUAAGAGAGCGCAUGAAUGUUCUCAAUCCUUAUGUACGACAAUUUUUGGUGGGAUGGAUCACUGUCUUGGACAGUGUUCCUGACAUUGAUAUGCUGGGUUUCCUUCCAGAUUUUCUUGAUGGUUUAUUUAAUAUGUUAAGUGAUUCCAGCCAUGAAAUAAGACAGCAAGCUGAUUCUGCACUUUCUGAGUUUCUCCAAGAAAUAAAGAACUCUCCAAAUGUAGAUUAUGGCCGUAUGGCUGAAAUAUUAGUUCAGAGGGCAGGUUCUCCUGAUGCAUUUACCCGUUUGACAUCUAUUACUUGGAUAAAUGAGUUUGUGAAACUUGGUGGAGACCAGCUUAUCCCUUACUAUGCAGAUAUUUUAGGAGCUAUAUUGCCCUGCAUAUCAGACAAAGAAGAAAAGAUAAGAGUGGUUGCUUGUGAGACCAAUGAAGAGCUUCGUACUAUACGUGCAGAUCCUGGUGAGGGAUUUGACGUAGGAGCCAUUCUCUCAAUUGCAAGAAGUCAAUUAACUAGUGAAUGGGAAGCUACCAGGAUUGAGGCAUUGCAUUGGAUAGCAACACUUUUAACCCGGCAUCGAGCUGAGGUGAUUUCCUUCUUGAAUGAUAUUUUCGAUUCUCUUUUGAGAGCACUAUCAGAUCCUUCUGAUGAGGUUGUUUUGCUGGUACUAGAAGUUCACGCAUGCAUUGCGAAAGAUGCUCAGCACUUCCGCCAUCUUGUCGUUUUCUUAAUUCAUAAUUUUCGCUCUGACCAUUUGCUGCUUGAAAAGCGUGGUGCUCUUAUAGUACGUCGGCUUUGUGUCCUUUUGGAUGCGGAACGUGUUUUCCGUGAAUUUUCUACAAUUCUUGAGGGUGAAGAUGAUUUAGAUUUUGCAUCCAUCAUGGUUCAGGCCCUGAAUUUGAUUUUACUGACUUCAUCUGAGCUGGCUGAGCUACGAGCUCUUCUAAAACAAUCAUUGGUGAAUUCUGCUGGCAAGGAUUUAUUUCUUUCACUGUAUUCUUCAUGGUGCCACUCGCCAAUGGCAACAAUAAGCUUGUGUCUUCUUGCUCAGGCAUAUCGUCAUGCCAGCGCUGUCAUUCAGUCACUGGGGGAAGAAGACAUAAAUGUGAAGUUCUUGGUUCAGCUUGAUAAGUUGAUCCGCCUUCUGGAGACUCCAAUAUUUGCUUACUUAAGAUUGCAGCUCCUUGAACCUGGAAAAUUCACAUGGUUGCUGACAGCCUUGUAUGGUCUUUUGAUGCUACUGCCCCAGCAAAGUGCAGCCUUCAAGAUAUUAAAGACUCGAUUAAAAACUGUACCAUCAUAUACUUUCAGUGGCGAACAACUGAAGCGUACAUCGUCAGGGAACCCGUAUUUUCAGAUUCUACAUGGUAAUGAAGAUGGGAACAGGAACCAAGAUGAUAAUGUAAUCAACUUUCCAUCUAGGCUACAGCAGUUCGAGCACAUGCAACGCCUACAUAGGAUGCAUAUGAAAUCACAGUCUCAGUCACGAUCUUUAUCAUCCACCAUGGGGUCGCAGGAGAGGAAGAAAUCUGACGACUCACGACGGCCUUCAUCGGUAUCAGAAAUUGCACGGCCCCCUUCUCGAUCACAAUGGAUCAAUUCAGGACACAUGCAACGGUGACAUUGAGCACUCUAUUCUUGUUCUUUCUUAUUUUAUUUGGUUCCAGAGUCGCCAAAACAGUGUGAACAUGUUGUUAAGUUCCAUAAGUUACAUGGUCAAUAUCCAGACCAAUAUCAAGUUCUUGAUGCCUGGGCCCUGGAAGCAAUAAUGUUUCUUCCUCCAUUGCGGAAGUUUUCAUAAUGUGAUUAAUUGGUGAACAAGGUAUUGUAAAGUGCUCUCACGUCUAAUUUAUAAGUGAGAGGAUGUAUUUUGGUACAUGUGUUGCAGUUGUUUGUAGCAUAAAUAAGACUUCCAUAAUUUAAGUUAAAAUGUACAUUGUAGGUCUUGUGCCCCUUUGCUUUCGAUUGGAAUAAUGUCUGUAAAGUACUUCGGCUUCAGCCCAUAUGUAUUCUUUGGAGAAAUACAAGUAAUUCUUUGAGAAGAUCCAUUGCUGAUU
This is a messenger RNA of Asparagus officinalis (garden asparagus), 2834 nucleotides long. Its product is annotated as protein VAC14 homolog. Bases 242 to 2398 code for a protein of 718 amino acids. Gene Ontology annotation, cellular component: PAS complex; endosome membrane. Lineage: Eukaryota; Viridiplantae; Streptophyta; Magnoliopsida; Asparagales; Asparagaceae. Gene Ontology annotation, biological process: positive regulation of kinase activity; phosphatidylinositol biosynthetic process. The record is from RefSeq and is a predicted model, not a curated record. The transcript has 21 exons.